Trypanosoma conorhini is the source of this 1464-nucleotide messenger RNA. RefSeq names its product RNA helicase. The record is from RefSeq and is a predicted model, not a curated record. The coding region runs from base 1 to 1464 and encodes 487 amino acids. The transcript has a single exon. NCBI's taxonomy places the organism in Eukaryota, Euglenozoa, Kinetoplastea, Trypanosomatida, Trypanosomatidae.
AUGGAAAUGUCAAUUACAGUGCAGCUCGUCUUUGCACCUACGGGGUGCCAAUUCCCGGUGGAAGUGAAGCACCAGAGGUCCUCCCCUGUGUUCACCAGUUCCUCAUUGGCAUCGUCGUCGCCGGGGAGUUUCUCCCAGUCGUCAAAGAUCUUUGUCUCCGACAUUGUGUCAUGCGUCUACAGUUGUCAGGUCGCCCCACUACGCAAUACGGAGACGGAGAGAAGUGGGAAGAUCUACGUUGAGGUGUUUGACUACGCCACGCUGCGGCCCCUUUUAACCAAUGAGACAGUGGUGGAUGGACAAAAGUUGCUGCUCUUUGUGCCGACCAUUGUGGCCGACUUGCUGGCCGAGCAGUUGCUCCACCAGCGUGGCCAUGCUGUUGUGGGUAGCCAAAGUAUUCAUACAGAUGAGGAAGAGCGCUGGAAGAACCUGCGUCAAGCGAUUUUGGCGCUUAAUGCCCCUCUAAAACUACAUCAGGAGCUCAUGGUAAAGGAGAUGGGGUCCUGCGUUCAACUCCUUGAAGCUACCACCGCUCAGUUAAAUGCGGCGAAGGAAAAUAUACCUCGUGUGCUAGGGGAACUGAAAGACAUAAAGUUGUUCUAUGACCCUGAAGUGCCACUAGCAACUCUUGCAGAGAGAAAGCACCUUGAUGCUGCGGUGCAGAAGGGCGAGGCAAGACUGCGAGAGGCGGCGAAGAUGCUGGAAAGCGUGCAAGCCAUGGCUCCUGCUGUUAUGGAAGCCAGCAACGCAGAAGCGAAACUCAGUGAGGAGGUUGAAAAAACAUCGGCGUGGAAGAAAUGUUCCCCAACUUUCGUGGAUGGGCGUGAGGAGUCGUCUCUCACUGUAUUGAUGUACGAAGUCGACCGCAAGGUUCAGGUGGUGCUUGGCAUUGUGGAGGAAAUAGCUAAACUCACGAAGAAAUUGCAACGGUGCAGGCACUACGCUUCUGCCGUUUUGGACCUUGUGGUGGAGCGACACAAGAAGCUGUGCCUGCUUCCGGAGGGAAUGGAGGCUGCCAAAGAAGUGGUGCAUCGCCGAAUUAUUUUACGACGCGCUAUCCGUCGUGUGUUGGUGCCGUUGGAGGUCGAGUACCACGCAACGGAACGAAUUAUUCACAAGUUUGCAGAGAAAUGGAGCCAAUGGCUGCCGGACAAUCUCUAUAGGGCGGUGUCAACCCCUUUGCCGCCUUUGUAUCCCCCAGAUGACUUCAUUGCGAACGACAUGGACCGUCUUUUUCUUGAUGUCGAAGAUGAUGAAACGGAGAAGCUGUUGGCUGCCAUUGACGCGACGUCUUCGCCGCAAGGCAGAGGUAGUCACACGGCAGAAAUGAGGUUAAGGGAAAUGGAGGAAAAGCUGCAGCAGUGCAGUGCGGCGUUGAAGAAGGCGCAGAAAGAAAAGGAGGAAGUUGAGGAGGAGUUGAGGCAAAUGAAGUCCUCCGCGGUAUCCACCACACACGCCCCGUAG